Messenger RNA from Cooperia oncophora, 309 nucleotides. NCBI's taxonomy places the organism in Eukaryota, Metazoa, Nematoda, Chromadorea, Rhabditida, Trichostrongylidae. The record is from the annotation of a GenBank genome assembly.
AUGGUUGAGGACAGGAAACUCCUCAUCGGCAUCAUUGGAACAUCAGUAGUUGUCUAUAAUGGAGUUCGUUAUCUACUGAAUUAUGUUCGUGCUCGUCGUUCACCACUGAUCCCUAUUGGAAUUGUGGGUGCACUGUACGUCUACCCAGUGAAAUCCUGUAAAGGAAAUAGUGUAUUCUCAAUAUACUGCGAUGAGUGGGGACCAGUGUCGGGCGAAAUGCGUGAUCGACAGUUCGUUGUGAUAAAUGGUAGCACCGGACGGUAUGAUAUACAGCGUUCUUUGCUGCUUUAUUCGAUUUGUGAAUGGUAG